CUCGGAAAGAAGAGGCUGCACACGAAUCGACCACUAAAUGUGUCUCACUCACUAGCAUGCACCCACGCCACACGUACCACCACUCUCUUGUUCGAAGGCAGAAAGUCUUCGGUUCUCGACACACCUCAGCAGCGCAUCAGUGUUCGCCAACACAUCAAGCCGCACCCACUGCAGAACACCCACGAGGUGAUGUAGCACCGUCAGGCCGAGAAACACCUGCCUACAGCUCGCCUCGUCUAUCGCUCCCCGCUGGAGAAUCGCCCCCAACAACCGCUCAAUCACCCCAAUGCUUGUGACAAGACACAGGGACUCCAGGUGCGCCACAGCCAUCAGUGCGAUUGAGAGACAGGCGACGUUCCAUUCUCUCUGCCCGGCAUUUGUCCUGCCGUCCACCGUCAAGUCCACGUGCCGCACAAGCCUCGUUGUGAGAGGAAGCGUCCAGCGGUACACGUCCAGCUUGGACAACGAGUGCAGAAGAGACGACAUAUUCUGCGCAUCCACAUGGACCCAAAAUGCGUGGCAGUGAUCCACCAAUCUGUCCGCCCUCAGCUCAUUCUUGUCCAUGUUGUCAUAAUCGAUAACAGCAUCAUCGUCUGGCUUGACGGCGGCAGCAUCUGCAGCUGGCGCAUCGUCAUCCUCUGGUGGAUGCGGGCAUGACACAAGGAAGUUCUGCAUUGCUGUGAGGAAGUCGGGCGGAGGCUGGUGCUGGAAUCUCCCUAGGGCGUUCAGCGUGAGCGAUAAGUCGAUGGCGUUGGCCUUCCACACGCUGCUGGCCAUCUUGGCGACUAGCUGGUCGGUCAGCUGCCGGUGGAAGUACCCCAGCUUGGCGAGUGCGCUCAGCAGUAUGCUGAUGUCGCAUGCACGGAGGCUGUCGAUAAGCGGCCGGUUGCUCCUCUCGUGCCGCCUCUCCCCAUGGCCCUUGAGCAUCACCCUCACGGCCUCCUUAACGGCCGCCUUGACGUCAGGGAUGCUCGCUGUGUCAUCUUGUGUCGGGUGUUCGUCCUCGGCUUCGUGAGCUUCGAUAGCAGAGUCGGGCAGAAGCAGCCCCAGUGAGUGUACGAAGGCCACAAUCUCAAAUGGCUUCAUCUCUCGCAUGACGGCAGGCAGCCGCCGGCACAGGACAAUCAUCAGCUCCUCGUCCCUCUCCUGCACCCUGGCAUAAGCGUUGGCAACGUUCGCCAGGUCCAGCUGGUUCAGCUCGUGAGAUCGACGCUUCAGUUCGUCAGCCAGGAGGGAGUAAAGAGGCCGCCAGAAGACCCCAAAGCGCGACAGACCAUUCAGAAUGUUGGCCAUGUUCUGUGGCGUGAAGUCGUGAUAGCGCCCCCGCCGCACGAGUUGCUGGCUGAGCAUGAGGAAGAGCUGCCGCACCUCUUGCGUGUCCUCAACGCGGCCAUGAAAGCGGGCGUAGGCGUUGAUGACAUUCGAGUAGCCCUGUGGGUCGAAUUCGCCCGCAAUCCGAUAAAUGCGCCGAGUGGCCGCGUGCAGUAAGUGAGGCGGGAAGAUAUAGAGCUUGGCGAAGGCAUUGAGGAUGGUUGACAGCGAGUGGGGGCUGAUGGUGUCGAUCGAUGCUUUGCUGCGGUCAUCCGUGAGGAUCUCCUGCAUGCGAUAGAAGAGGGGCUUCUUGCGGAUGUUGAAGCGGGCAAACGCGUUCGCCACCAUCGCCACGCCCUGGUGAGUCAAAUAAGGCAGCCGGUCCAGCAGGAUGGGGCUCAUGAGCUCGAACAGAGCGGGCUCGUUGACAUUGAGCUUGGCAUAGGCAUUGCAUAUGUUGGCGAGGGACAGAUCAUCGAGAGCAAAGCUUUGCACCAGUGCUGACACACGCCGCUGCAGUGCUCGAAUGACAUCGGGCGAUACCUCUCGCCCCUGCACCUUGCCCAUUGCCGAGGCCAACAUCGACACGUCCUGUGGAUUGCCGCUGUCCCAGAGAGACUCCCCCAAGUCGACGGCUGCCCUGAGAGUCUCGUGGCCGCUCUCGCGGUGCCUCAGGUUGGCGAGGGCGUUGACAGUGAGGGCAAUCUGCCGCACCUCCACGUGCCGCAACUCACCCACCAGCUCACGCGACAGGGUCCGGAAGAACGAUGCGUCGGACAUGUUGGUUCUCGCGAAAGCAUUGGCCAACAGCCCAAUAGGUGCGCCGGAGAACUCGUGCAGCCGAGGCUCCAAGAGCGAGGCAGCGUGCCUCCAGAAGGGCGCAUCAACGAGGGCAUCGUCUUGCGCCAGCUUGUUGAGCGUGAAGGCGAUGUCGUUGGGAGGCAGCUUGGGCAUGACAGUGAGCAUUUGUUUGGCGAGGCGGAGGGUCUCAUCUCGGCCUCUGCUGUUGCUGUUGACAAUGCGCUGAAGGAUGUAGUGCAUCAAUGUAGUGAGUGCAUCAAUCGCCCAAGUUGCCGGCAGCGGCCCUAAUGACAGACGCAGGGGCGCCAAAU
Vitrella brassicaformis is the source of this 2423-nucleotide messenger RNA. The record is from the annotation of a GenBank genome assembly. Lineage: Eukaryota; Vitrellaceae.